UUUAUUUUAGAAAAGUGUCUGAAUCACCGGACGAUAGUGCGUUCAGUGUGACAGAUCAUUUUUCGUCCGAAAAAAUGAUCAAGUGUGAAAAGAAUAAUAUCAAAGCAUCUCAGUAUCAAGUGAUUCUUGGUGCAUACUACUAUCCAAGAACGGCCGACACUGAAGCUACUAUUACAGUGACAAUAAAUGUGCAGGGAUUACCAGAAGAACCUAAAAAACCUGUAUGGAUCAAGCCAAAUCCCGACUCAACAGCUGAUGACCACGUUAUAGAUUUAUUAGAGACUUCUAAAGCUGGGGACGUUAUUCUGAUACUGUCAGCCACUGACGAAGAUACUGAGGCUGCAGGUUUAUCAUUUAACAUGGAUAAAAGUGUGAGUUAUACAAUAUGAUUUCAAAAUCAUUUUAAUCUUUAUAUAGUCUUUUUAUGAUUUCAUUUGUUUAGUAUUUGAUACCCCACUUCC
Ruditapes philippinarum (Manila clam) is the source of this 461-nucleotide messenger RNA. RefSeq lists its product as uncharacterized. Bases 75 to 389 code for a protein of 104 amino acids. Lineage: Eukaryota; Metazoa; Mollusca; Bivalvia; Venerida; Veneridae. The record is from RefSeq and is a predicted model, not a curated record. The transcript has 3 exons.